UGUAAAGCUACUCUGCUCUUUAAAUAAAUAAAAGAAAAAAGGGACAGAGCUCGAAUCGAUGGCAUCUUCUUCUUCUUGUUCUUCUUCUUUACUUACACCAACUGUAAUAAAUUCGUCCCCAUUGUGCCCCAAAUUAUUUUCCAAAUUCCCAUGUUUUCCAUCGCUAUCUUUCGCUCACACCAUCAAGAAGAGGCACAGUGUUCGUAGUCUGACUAUAAAGUCUCAAGCUUUAGACUUUUCUGGAUCAUUUUAUGAGGGUUCUGGGUUCGGUUCGGAGGAAGACCCACCGACGCUAACUGGGUCGGGUAUGACCGCUGUCGAGGACAAGGAGCCGCCACAAUGUCCACCUGGGCUCCGACAGUACGAGACUAUGGCGGUUUUGAGACCAGAUAUGUCUGAAGAUGAACGGCUUGCGCUUACCCAGAAGUACGAGGAGUUGCUUGUUGCUGGAGGUGGCAUGUAUGUGGAAGUAUUCAACAGAGGUGUCAUUCCGUUAGCCUACAGCAUCAAGAAGAAAAAUAAAGCAGGAGAGACUAAUACUUAUCUGGACGGCAUCUAUCUCCUAUUCACCUACUUCACGAAACCCGAGUCCAUUGAAAUGCUUGAGGCAACUUUAAAUACAGAUGAUGAUAUCAUCCGAUCAUCCAGUUUCAAGAUAAGAAAGAGGAAGUUUUGAAAUUGUUUGCUUUCUCAAUCUUUUGUGCAGCCCUGAGAGGAAAGAUUGUUAUUAGGAGAAGAAUUAUAGUGGCUACGGGAUCUUGUAUGCUUAUGGAUCUUCUUGCUUCCUAAUCAUCAUUUUUUUUUUUUUGUAAGAUAAUGAGAUCAGCAAUGAUACUAGCGAAAGAUUAUGCAAGAAGUAUGCUGUCAUUGGGAAUAUUGUCUUGCAUUGGAAUGCAAUUGAAAUCUCACAUCUUCAUGUUUCAGCCA
Ricinus communis (castor bean) is the source of this 927-nucleotide messenger RNA. Its product is annotated as 30S ribosomal protein S6 alpha, chloroplastic. The record is from RefSeq and is a predicted model, not a curated record. Gene Ontology annotation, molecular function: small ribosomal subunit rRNA binding; structural constituent of ribosome. The coding region runs from base 59 to 676 and encodes 205 amino acids. The transcript is spliced from 2 exons. Gene Ontology annotation, biological process: translation. Gene Ontology annotation, cellular component: ribosome. Lineage: Eukaryota; Viridiplantae; Streptophyta; Magnoliopsida; Malpighiales; Euphorbiaceae.